Rhodotorula graminis WP1 is the source of this 2247-nucleotide messenger RNA. RefSeq lists its product as uncharacterized. Bases 1 to 2247 code for a protein of 748 amino acids. Lineage: Eukaryota; Fungi; Basidiomycota; Microbotryomycetes; Sporidiobolales; Sporidiobolaceae. The record is from RefSeq and is a predicted model, not a curated record. The transcript is spliced from 4 exons.
AUGCUCAAGCGCAUCUCGGGCACCUUUGGCGGUGGCACUGCCUCCUCGGACCCGGCCUUCCUCCUCGCCCCGCCGCCAGGCUCGCGCUCGAAGCCCGCCAGCGCCUACCCGUUCCCACCUCAGCCGCACCCAGCCCAAGCGCCGCCAGGCGGCAUCGACCGCACGACGCUCCACAAGUCGCUCGCCGCCCUCUCGGCCCUCCUCGUCGCCCUCGACGACCUGCGCAGCCUCAAGUUGCAGCACGCCAAGGCACAGCGCCGCGUCGCCGUAGCCCUCAAGGACCUCGCCGGCGGCUUCAUCGGCGACGCCAACAAGGGCGCACCACCGGGCGCAGCGAGGAGCGACGUCGUCGUCGAGGCGCUCGGCGCCGCUGCGACGCUCCUCGAUGCGCUCGGCGAGACCGAGCUCAAGCACGCAAAGGGCUUCCACAAGGAGUACGAGGCUCAACGACUCGGCCGCAAAAAGGAGGAAAAGGUGUACGAGGACACGAUCGCCUCGCUCGACGCCAAAGUCGCAAAGGCCACCGCGUCGUACCAGUCCGCCUCGACCUCGACGACCUCCUCCUCCUCGUCACGCAACCGGCACGCCCACCUCGACACCCUCACGUCGCACCACUCGUCGUACAUGUCGACCCUGUCGUCGCUCUCGUCCCACAUCUCGGCGAUCAAGGCGUCGUACGCCCACGCCAUCGCCGCCCGCCGCGAGCUCGUCGCGCGCGAGGUCGGCCGCACCGCGUGCUCCCUCGCCGAGCACGAGUGGCGCAGCCGCAUCGACGCGGCCAAGAGGGGCGGCGGGCAAGCGCUCGGGAGGGUCGUGAGCGCCGCGAGGUGGUGCGAGGUCGGGAUGGAGAGCGCCGCGGGGCUGUUUGAGCCGGACGAGCUGGGCGAGGGCGAGGGGGAGGUGGACGACGAGGUCGGCGGGCGUGGCGGACCGCUCGUGUCGCCACACGCGCCGAGCGACGAGGCGAGCGCGGUACACGGCGCUCGGGCCGACGAGCCGGGUCGCUCGGGCACGCUGCGCGGGCCGCGCGCGCCGUCGACGUCGACGACUCGAACCGCCGCCACGACGAUGACGACGACGACGAGCAGCGGCGCGCACUCGCCCCGGCCCUCGGUCUCGUCGGCGCCCUCGUUCACCUCGCGCACCUCGUCCUCGGGCGGCGGCGGCGGCGGCGUCUCGUUCGCCCCUCCUCCCUCGACCCACCGCGACACAGCGACGACGCCCCGUCCAGCUCUGCCGCCCGCCUCGUCUUCGCGAUACCCGGCCUCGCCGUCCGACGGGCGCGACACGCUCCGCUCCGACACGUUCCGCGACGCCGCGCCCGGCGCGCGCGAGGCGCCGUCGCUGCCGCGCGAGUGGGCGCACGACGCGCAGGCGCGCUCGCCCAUGCUGCGCGAGCGCGAGCGCGACACGGCGGCGCGGUCGCCCGUGCCGUACGACGGCGCGCCGCCGCGCUCGCCGCUGCCGCCGCGGGACGACGGCGCGAUGACGAGGAGCGCCGCCGUCGAGGGCGUGUUGCGCCGCCCGACGCCGAGGUACGGGAGCACGCCUGCUCGAGCGUCGAGUCGUGCGGCGGAAGGGGAUGGCGCGGGUGAGAGGGGCGUCGUCGCGGCGGUGGACGAGUUUGGGCGGAGGAGGGACGGGCAGGGCGACGAGAGGGCGAGGGCUGGCUCGACGCCGCAGCGGCAGGACAGCUUUGUCGCGCGCAUGAGCGCCAAGUACGCCUCGGGCGGCGACGGGCACCGCGAGCGCGAGCGGGACCUGCCGCAGCCGGCCGUUCCUCCUGCCGCGCCGUCGUCCUCGACCUCGCCGACACACGCUCGCUCGUCAUCGCGCGUGUCGCUCCUCGCCAAGCGGUACUCGUCGCCUCCCGACGCCGCCUUCUCGCCGCCGAGCGCGGUGGCUCCCACGCACGCCGCUCCCGCCGCCCUCUCGAGCCGCCCCGCUCCGCCGCUCCGAGGCUGGACCGACGCCCCUCGCGCGAGCGCACCGGCGUACGAGUCGGCCUCGCCGCUCCCUCCUGCGCCUCGCGCGCCUCCUGCGGCCGAGGGCCCGCCGACGCCGUCGCACGCGCACGUCGGGUACACACACGUCUCGCUGCCGCGGGCGCCGCCGUUGCGCGACGCCGAGGACGAGCGCGAGCGCGAGGCGGCGCAUGCGCAGGUGCAUGGUCGCGCGAGGAGGUCGAGGAGCGGUGGCGCCGAGGGACGUGGACGGGGAGGGAGUGGCGCGAGGAGAGCGAGGUGA